UCCGCCGCCCGCUGCUGCCCCCAGCAUGAAGCUCACCUGGGAUAUCAACGACCCCAAGCUGCCGCAGGAGCCCGAGCGCUUCGAUGCCUUCCAGGAAUGGCCGGACGGCUACGUGCGCCUCAUCUACUCCAGCGAGGAGAAGAACGCGCAGCGGCACCUGAGCGGCUGGGCCAUGCGCAACACCAACAACCACAACUGCCAGAUCCUGAAAAAGUCCUGCCUGGGGGUGGUGGUGUGUGCAGGGAGCUGUGCCCUGCCCGGCGGUGCCAGGCUGCAGCUGCGGCCCGCCAUCUGCGACAAGGCGCGGCAAAAGCAGCAAAAAAAAGCCUGCCCAAACUGCAAUGCAGCUCUCCAGCUCAUCCCUUGCCGUGGGCACAGUGGCUACCCCGUCACCAAUUUCUGGAGACUGGAUGGCAAAGCAAUAUUUUUCCAGGCUAAAGGAGUCCAUGACCACCCCAGACCAGAGAGUAAAUUGGAGGCAGAGGCAAGACGAAGUGCAAUUAAGAAGCAUAUGUUGUCUUCUCAGAAUUCCCAGAAAAAGAGACUUCUAAACUCAGAGGCUGGAAGAUAUCAUGAUAGCAGUGGUUAUGCCAGUAACACACAAAAUCUGCCCUCCAUAGAUGUCCCAGAAAGAGUCAGCAUCGUCACAGACACCAGUUUUUCAAUUCCAGCUCAGUCUUACCCUUUGCCGCAAAAUACCGACCUCUACAAGAUGUCUUAUGACUCAGCCAACUUCCAAGAGGACCAGCUGUUGCCAUAUCAGAAGUGCCCCAAUCCAAGGAUCUAUGUGCCCAGGCCAUGUAGUUAUGAGUUUGGAGUUCCUCCCUUCAUUAGCUCCAGCCCUUACCCAUCAUGUUAUAAAGAUCCAGCAAAUCCUCCCCUCGAUGCCGACCCUAUCAGUUUGAAUGGAUCUCACUAUAAUUCCUUGGCCAGCAUUGACAAGAGCUUUGACCAUACUGCUAGGCAUUAUGGACUGAAACCAAUCUGGGGGAAAACUGGCAGUGGAGACAGGAGCGACUAUGGUCAGAUGCAAACAAACACUAACCACCCUUAUUAUGGUGGAGAGUACUCCGGCAAAUACGGUCCCAGCCCCUCUCCCAUGGCCCCACCACUACAGACUGUCAUCACAACCACCACAAAAGUGUCCUACCAGGCCUACAAGCCAUCCGUGCUGAAAUACAGCGACAACCUUUGCGACAUGAAAAACCUUCAGAGCUAUACGCAUGUGGCUGAAAAUGUCUCAGGCACUAUCUAUUCAGGGAUGAAGAUUCAGGAAGAUUUUGGGAUGAUCAAGUCGGCAUUGCUCUACCAGCAUGAGCCAAUCACCACAAAGUCCGAACCAGUGGAGAGCGUGGAGGCCUAUCGGUACGGGUUACCGCUGGGGAACAGCUAUGCUGAGCAUGAAGGACAAGCCUUAAGGUUUGAGAGUACUGAAUAUUGACUAAAUGUUACCUAAACUCUAUUGGGAUGGGCAACUGAGAAAUUAAUGGUAAGUUGUUUGAGAUUUGAGGAAGUGUGAGAAAGCAGUGCAUUGUUGCUUUCUGGAGCUGAAGCAUAAUUUC
Molecule: messenger RNA, 1562 nt
Organism: Phasianus colchicus (ring-necked pheasant)
Lineage: Eukaryota; Metazoa; Chordata; Aves; Galliformes; Phasianidae
Gene: GCM2
Product: GCM transcription factor 2
Biological process (GO): gliogenesis; regulation of transcription by RNA polymerase II
Cellular component (GO): nucleus
Molecular function (GO): RNA polymerase II cis-regulatory region sequence-specific DNA binding; DNA-binding transcription activator activity, RNA polymerase II-specific
Source: RefSeq, a predicted model, not a curated record